Messenger RNA from Pelobates fuscus (common spadefoot toad), 1355 nucleotides. It is a transcript of the gene CLCF1, whose product is annotated as cardiotrophin like cytokine factor 1. The record is from RefSeq and is a predicted model, not a curated record. Lineage: Eukaryota; Metazoa; Chordata; Amphibia; Anura; Pelobatidae. The transcript is spliced from 3 exons. Gene Ontology annotation, molecular function: cytokine activity. Gene Ontology annotation, cellular component: extracellular region. Bases 91 to 762 code for a protein of 223 amino acids. Gene Ontology annotation, biological process: positive regulation of tyrosine phosphorylation of STAT protein; cell surface receptor signaling pathway.
GAAGAGAGCAAUGGCACUCUCUGUACUGAUUACUAUAGAGCUAGCUGGGUUAUUAGAGACCAGCACCCACUAGCCAUCCUGGGCCCAGACAUGCUGCUUACCACAGGGGGCUCCUAUAUGGUCCUGUGUGCCAUGUUGAUUUCUAUCCUGCACAUGGUUUCCCUUGAUGCUUUAAAUGUGACAGACCCUCUUGCUCGAAGCUCAAUUCAAAAAAGCUAUGAUCUCACAAAGUACUUGGAGCAGCAGCUGCGCUCUCUGGCUGGACCAUAUCUAAAUUAUCUUGGCCCCCCUUUCAAUGACCCAGAUUUCAACCCACCACGUUCAGGAGGUCCAGAAACAAUCCCCAGUGCCUCUGUAGACUUUCAUCUUUGGCGGAAUCUAAAUGAUGGUUUACGCUUGGCAGAGAAUCAUCGGGCAUACAGCUUGCUCCUCUGCUAUCUAAGGUCUAUUGAUGGGGAAGUGGCGCGUACAGAACUGAGACGGAGUCUUGGACGUUUUUGCACAAGUUUACAGGGCCUGGUUGUUAGCAUAGCAGGAGUGAUGUCUUCCCUGGGUUACCAGCCCCCACAAGACCUGGCCACUUCCUCCACCCUACCAGCCGUGGGCUAUGGCAAGGGUAAUGAUUUCCUGAGAAAGAUGGAGGACUUUUGGCUUUUAAAGGAACUGCAAAUCUGGUUAUGGAGGUCAGCCAAGGACUUCAACAGGCUUAAGCGAAAGGUUCCAGCUAUUGUUGCCUUUAGAGUAGAAUCCCAUGGGUUUUGAAAUGGAAAGGAGAAGCAACAACCAUUAUUGUUCCUAAGCUUACAUGAACCCAAGUCACAUGGAAAAAAACAUGCACCAGAAGACAGAAUGAUCGAAAAGAUAAAUAUAGAAUGAAUGCUCAAGGAAAAAGAAAAACAAUGACUGAUUAAAUGAUGGCCAUAUACAUUGUUAACAUUAAUGAGCAUUCAAAAGAAAGAAAAUGGGAGAAAUAUUUUAAGGGAAUUUGUUACUUAGAUAACAAUGCAAAAUUAGUCAGAAGGCAGUGUGAUUAUAUAUGGGAUUUCUGUGUUUUUCUUCUCACAGUAACAAGAGAGACAAAGCUCGUGUACUGGAAACUAGGCUUACGCCACAUAACAGAUGUGUGCAUUGUAUAAUAUACUUUUUGUUUCUCUUUAAUACACAUCAGUUCAAAGACAGUUCUAGACUUAAACUUUGGGAGUUAAAAAAAGUAGGCCUUUUACAAAUUAUUAAAGUCAGGAGACCUAAAGUAGGUGUUUAAUACACUUACAUCUAUAAACUUCAAUAUGUAUAUUUUUAGACAUUGCAUCACUUACCUAGCUUGGCUGCAGGAAGGUGGAUUCUCUGGUGUGUCA